Messenger RNA from Meriones unguiculatus (Mongolian gerbil), 2734 nucleotides. Its product is annotated as RNA polymerase-associated protein LEO1-like. Gene Ontology annotation, cellular component: Cdc73/Paf1 complex; nucleus. The record is from RefSeq and is a predicted model, not a curated record. Gene Ontology annotation, molecular function: RNA polymerase II C-terminal domain phosphoserine binding. Lineage: Eukaryota; Metazoa; Chordata; Mammalia; Rodentia; Muridae. The transcript has 10 exons. Gene Ontology annotation, biological process: positive regulation of transcription elongation by RNA polymerase II; transcription elongation by RNA polymerase II. The coding region runs from base 1 to 1071 and encodes 356 amino acids.
AUGGAUCUGUUUGGAGAUAUCAACGACAUUUCCUCAGGCAGCGACGAGGACCAGCGAGGACCCAGUCCCAGACAGCCCGCAACCUGCCUCUGCCACAUACGGAGGCAGAGCCCAGCUGGACCACGUGGGGAGCCUCCAAACCAGCGCGUGGGACGGCGGGUUUCCGAAACCAGGAUAAAAAUAGAAAUUCCCAGCAUCAACUCCGAUUUGGGAAAUGAACUGUUUUUUGUUAAGCUACCCAAAUUUCUCAGGAUAGAACCCAAACCCUUUGAUCCUCAGCUGUAUGAAGAUGAAUGUGGAAAUGAGAAAGUGCUUUAUGAGGAAGACAAAACUAGGUUAAAAAUAAAGGUGGAAAAUACUAUCCGCUGGAGGGUAUGCCAGGAUGAAGAAGGUUAUAAAAUGAAAGAAAGCAACACUCGGGUAGUCAAGUGGUCAGAUGGAAGCAUGUCCCUGCACAUAGGCAAUGAAGUGUUCGAUGUCCACAAGGUCCCACUGCAGGACAAUCACAACCAGCUGUUUGUACGGGAAGACACUGGUCUCCGAGGACAGGCCAUCUUUAAUUCCAGACUCACCUUUAGACCUCACUGUACAGACAGUGCCGCAUAUAAAAAGAUGACCCUUUCGUUUGGGAACAGAAGUCCAAAGACACAGAUUAGAAUCUUGCCAAUGGCUGGUCGUGACCCUGAGUGUUCACGUGCUGACUUGAUCAAGGUACAGAAAAGAGAAUGCCUGCGAGCGUCUAUUCGCCGGAGCGUCCGUCUGCCGAGGAAGAAGUGGGGUCCAGCUCCAUGUUUCACCAUCCGGGAGCCCGAUGAUGAUGACAAAGAAGAAAAGUGGGGAGAGGAAGAAGAGAAGGCAGAAGAUAAGGAAGGCCAAGCUUCCGGCCUGGUUACCACUAAAAACCAUUGCCGGGGAGCAGCCCACAAGAAACGAGCUGUGUCUUUCUCAUACUGCAAUCACGAGGGAUCUGAAGACGAUAAAGCCAGAGGAUUACUCAAAGCAAAGAAACCCGUGAUGGACAGAGGAUAUAAGCCCUCCAGAAAGAGGCCAAGGGAUGAAGAGGAAGACUGAAGCAUUAAAUGUGCACUGUUAUCUGCAUGUUCAACUCGUUAGCUUUCUGUUUGUGCUGGGAUUAGGUCUGAGGCUUUGUGUGUGCUUGAUUUGGGCUUUCUACUGCUCAGGCAGAGCCCCAGUCCCUUGGAUGUAUUAAAGACAGAUUGUUUUGACCCACAUGAGCCAAUGAGAUGGGCCAUGUGGAAACUCCUAAAUUCCAGAUUCCAGUCUCCAUUCAUAUAUGUGUGUGUGUGUUUGUGUAUGUAUGCUAUUUUUGUCUUGUUUUUGAGAUGAGCUUUCACCAUGUAGUCCCGGCUGGUUGGGAACUUGCUGUGUAGACCAGGCUGACCUGGAAUGCAGUCUGUCUCUGCUUCCUGCAGGCUGGGAUUAAAUGUGUGCGGCCUCACACCUGACCCCUUCAUACUUUUAUAGCACUAUUUUGUGGCUGUCUAGUAAGAACAUUUCAGUUAGCAUUAGCUCCAGACAGCAUUCGGACUCAUUCACACCCUGAGGUCCUUGGUUUCAGUUUCAGGCUCAGUCCCGGUGCUGACUGGGAGCUGCUGAUACAGCCCUGAACCUCUGGGCCAACUAGCUGUACAAACUGUGCGAGAGAGCUUAACAUCUGAAGGGUGAAACUGUUUGGCAAUUUUGCAUUACAGGUGGCGAGCCGCACAGAAUUCACCCCCCCCCCCCCGCCCCGGCAUUUUUAACUGGGAAGUUUCAGGGAGCACACGGAGGUGCUGUUCGGGCACAGCCUAGAGCGCUGUAGUCCCCUCCCAGGCAUGAGAGCUGCCAACUUGAGCAGCUGAACCCCCACGACUCACUGUCCUCAGGAGGCUAAACACUUCCACCAUGCUAAAUUACAGCUCAUGCCUAAUUAUAGCACUUGAAAGACUGAGGCAGGAGGACUGCCGUGAGUCCGAGGCCAGCCUAGGCUACAGUGGGACCCUGUCUCAAACAAGCUAAGAGAUCAUUUCAUAUGGUUUAAUGACACCCAUUCUUGUCUGCCCGUAAAACUAAACUGACAUACACAGAAGACAAGUUUGCAGGAAGGCAAAGAGCAUUGGGUAUCAGUCACUGCCCCUCCCCCGCCUCCUCGCCAGAGUUAGUGAAACGUGUAUGGACAGAGGACACAACUAAGCCCUGAUGCAGAGUGGCUGACUAACCAUUUUUUGUGGUUCAGCAUGGCAGUGCAGGCUACAGACUGAGCGGCUCCAACACGCUAAACUCCUCACAGUCCUAGCAUCAAGGCCCAGUCCUCGGGAGGGCUUGUGGACAGCUGGUCCUGAACAGCCUUAGGUUCUGUGGUGAGAAUCCCCGUUUGGGGAGCCUAUAUACCCCUAACUGCCUUCCAAAGUUCCCUCUCCAGAUCCCAUCAGUACUGCGUAUUGGGGCCUCAGCACAGGAAUUUGGGGAGGAUGAAGAUACUGAGUUUGUAGCAGCAGGAGAAGGACUAAGUUUUUUCUCUUUUAAAAGGGUUUGCUUCUAAAUCAGAUUAGCAUUACAAGGUAGGGUGUCACAGUAGCCUAGUCAUACCCACGCGUUUGUUAUACGUUGUUCUCAUUCAUGCCCUUCCCCCCAAUAAGCUUGUUCCUGAAGGAGCGAAUGUUAAAAUUGUAAAACAGAAGAGAUUUUUUUUCAAAGAUGUCUGAAUCUAGGAUAUUUGAUGAACUUUAAUAAA